AUGAGCUCGCAAGUGAACCAGAUCCUCCCGUUGCAGGUGCAGAUCACUCAGAAAUGCGUUCGCGCCGCAGAAGACAGGAAGGUCAUCUUUGGCCGCAUCAAAGCGCUCGAAGAGUCAACUGCCGCGUGGCAGGAAGAGGUCAACGGCAAGCUCGAGACCAUGCACGCGGAACUGCGCACUGGCAUGGAGACGAUGCUCAGUCUCGCAUCCAAAACUCAGAAACCCUCCCCGGCAAAGGCCAAGAACGAGCCCGCAGCGACGUCGAGUGCCAGCAAAGGGCAGAAGAGAGCCAGUCCUGCGAGGAAGAAGGCGAGUCCAGCGAAUGCAAAAAAGGCGAAGCUUGCUCCGGCGCCUGAAGAGGCCUGCGAAGACGCCCCAGCGUCUGUCACUCCUGCCCCCGACUCACCGCCUGCCAAGGGCCAUCAAGAUCUCACUCAGGAAUGGGCUCAGAAGCAGCAGACACGUUAUCUGCAGCAGCGGCAACAGCUGCCGCAGCAGACGGAAAGAGCCCAGCACCAGCAGCAGGAGCAACAGAUUCGUCAGGCUUGCCCACAAUUCGAUGGUGCCUACCAGCAGCAGAAUCACUUCCAGUCGCUCUCUCAACCCUCGGGCUCUAUCAGCUAUCCGUCGACGUUCGAGGAGGUUCCGCUUCAAGCCAGACCUCGGACUGCAACGUCAUACACUCAUGCGCCUCAUCAAAGCUUGACCGUCUUCGAGAUGCCUCUCGGUCACUAG
This is a messenger RNA of Kalmanozyma brasiliensis GHG001, 735 nucleotides long. RefSeq lists its product as uncharacterized. The transcript has a single exon. The coding region runs from base 1 to 735 and encodes 244 amino acids. Lineage: Eukaryota; Fungi; Basidiomycota; Ustilaginomycetes; Ustilaginales. The record is from RefSeq and is a predicted model, not a curated record.